Molecule: messenger RNA, 2085 nt
Organism: Prunus armeniaca (apricot)
Lineage: Eukaryota; Viridiplantae; Streptophyta; Magnoliopsida; Rosales; Rosaceae
Source: the annotation of a GenBank genome assembly
AUGAAAAUAUAUCACCUGAUCAAUAUUUUUCACUAUUUGGUCCUUUUGUUGUGCUUAUUGGGUGAUGUUGGACUUAUUGCAUGCACUGCUGUGAAAGUGAAACCAAUAUGCAUUGAGGAAGAAAGGCAAGCACUUGUGAGCUUCAAACAAGAUCUUACUGAUCCGUCUAGCAGGCUUUCUUCUUGGGUGGGUCAUGAUUGCUGCCGCUGGGAAGGGAUUUCAUGCGACAACCAGACCCGUCAUGUUGAUAAGAUCGAUCUCCGCAAUCCAUAUCCAGAUUCCACGGAUUUUGCAGAGUGGGACGAAUUGGCUUAUAACCAGUCUCUCUUGGGGGGGAUCCACAUUCCUAACUUCUUUGGGGAACUUAAAACUCUGAGAUAUCUCAAUAUCUCCUUUGCAGAGUUUGCAGGAGAGAUUCCCCCUUCUCUUGAUGGCCUCAGAGAACUUGCUCUAAUCGACAAUUCUUUCAGUUCUCAUAUUCCAGAUGAACUUGCAAACCUCAAAUCUCUUGAAUACCUAAAUUUAUCUUUUUCGACGUUUAGAGGUAGUGGAUUUCUCAGAGUCAUUGGAAACUUGUGCAAGCUAAGGACAUUACUUCUUUCUAGCACCGAUUUUGGUGGUUCGGGGAUUGAAGAGUUUUGGGCGAGUUUGUCAAAUUGUCCAAAUAAUACACUAGUAUUAGAGUUACUAGAUUUGUCUAGUUGCGGGCUGGAAGGCCAAUUGCCGGCCUUCUUGGGAAUGUUAAAGAGUUUGCAGUAUUUGUACCUCCUUGAUAAUCACAUGUAUGGGUCCAUUCCACAAAGUCUGGGACAACUCUCCCAGCUAGUUGAAAUCGAUCUGUCUAGGAAUUCUUGGGAUGGCAUUAUAACGGAAGCCCAUUUGAUUAAUCUCACCAAAUUAAAAAGUCUUUCAAUAGACAACGAUGAUUACGAUGUAAGUGAGAAGCCCGUGUCCCUCAUUUUCAACAUGUCUUAUGAUUGGGUUCCUCCUUUCAAACUCCACACAAUUAAUAUUGUAAACUGCAAAGUAGGUCCUCGUUUUGGGGUAUGGCUUCAAUCUCAGACUGAACUAGUAUAUGUCACCCUGAGUAGGACUGGAAUAUCAGAUUCUAUACCAGAGGAAUGGUUGUUGAAGGUAUCUUCCCAACUCGUAAUGCUGGAUUUAUCUUACAACCAAUUCCGAGGUAGGCUUUCAUCAAGCAUAUUGAUGAGAUUGCUAAAUUUACCUGGAAUAAGUUUGCAUCAUAAUCAAUUUGAGGGUCCACUCCCACUAUGUUCCACUAAUGCCACCAUCCUUAAUCUCGAAAGCAAUUUAUUUUCCGGGCCAAUUCCCUCGAAUAUUGACCAGGUGAUGCCUAACUUGGAAGAAUUGUACAUUUCGCAGAAUCAUUUGAAUGGUACAAUUCCACCUUCUAUUUGCAACAUGCAAAACCUGACAGUCCUUUCCCUGAGGAGCAAUAAUUUUUUUGGAGAAUUCCCUCACGCAUGGAGUUUGGGGAGCCAAAUAAGAAUUGUAGAUGCUGCCUACAACAAUCUCUCUGGUAAUAUUCCCACUUCAAUGAGAGUAUUAAGUUCUCUUGAAAUAUUGAAGCUAAACAACAACAAUUUUGGCGGUAAGAUUCCCGAUUCUUUGCACAAUUGCUCUAUUUUGAAAAGUAUCGAUCUUGGAGGCAACAAAUUAUCUGGGAGCAUACCUCCAUGGAUAGGAGGAUCAAAUGUAUCCAUGUUGUACAUGUUACGAUUGCGAUCCAACUUUUUUAUUGGACAAAUUCCCAGACAAUUGUGCAAUCUUGGCAACCUUCACAUCCUCGACCUCAGCCACAACAACUUUUCAGGUACUAUUCCCACCUGUUUCAAUAAUUUGACUUCUCUCGUUCGUGAUGUUUCCAACAUAUUCCAAGAUUACUAUCAGGAGCCAACCAUGCUGACAUUAAAAGGACAAGAACUCGUGUAUAACACCACUCUGAUGCUGGUAAAGAGCAUUGAUCUUUCAUCAAAUUUUUUGGAAGGUGAAAUCCCCCAAGAGAUAUGUAGCCUCACUUUAUUGGGUACCUUGAACUUGUACAAGGAAUCAGUUGACUGGUAA